AUGGGUGAUCACCUUGAAACACUUUCUUCCAAUUCCACUUGUUAUUAUGGAAUUCUAGGCCUUUGUAAACAAGCCUCCAAUAAUGAAAUUCGUCGCGCUUAUCGCUCUCUUGCAUUGAAAUGGCAUCCAGAUAGAUGGAUAAAAGACCCGAAAUUAGCAGGGGAAGCUAAGAGAAGGUUUCAACAAAUUCAAGAGGCUUAUUCUGUUUUGUCAGAUAAGGGUAAAAGAUCAGUGUAUGAUGCAGGAUUAUAUGAUCUCCUUUUAGAUGAUGAUGAUGAGAACUUUGAAGAUUUUAUGCAAGAGAUGGCUGCCACCAUUAAGAGAACUAGAUGCCAACAGGUUUAUACCUUCAUUUGUUGUUUUGGCAUGUAUAUUGGAAUACAAACCCAUGAGGGGAACAAUUUGGAAGAGCUACAAAAGAUGUUAAUUGAGAUGAUUGGCUGUGAUUAUACGUCUAAUUCCUCCAUGAAAAAGACUCGUACUAGCUAA
Molecule: messenger RNA, 489 nt
Organism: Chenopodium quinoa (quinoa)
Lineage: Eukaryota; Viridiplantae; Streptophyta; Magnoliopsida; Caryophyllales; Amaranthaceae
Product: chaperone protein DnaJ-like
Exons: 5
Coding region: 1-489 (162 amino acids)
Source: RefSeq, a predicted model, not a curated record